This is a messenger RNA of Heterocephalus glaber (naked mole-rat), 2643 nucleotides long. RefSeq names its product SRY-box transcription factor 30 (gene Sox30). Gene Ontology annotation, molecular function: DNA-binding transcription factor activity, RNA polymerase II-specific; sequence-specific double-stranded DNA binding. NCBI's taxonomy places the organism in Eukaryota, Metazoa, Chordata, Mammalia, Rodentia, Bathyergidae. Gene Ontology annotation, cellular component: nucleus. The record is from RefSeq and is a predicted model, not a curated record. Gene Ontology annotation, biological process: regulation of transcription by RNA polymerase II.
UGGUGAUUCGAGGCUUCAGCUCUAGGCGAGAGAGGAGGCCGGGAAGAGCCGAAAAACGCGCCCAUGAUUGGCUGGCCAGAGGCACUGAGACCCUCAUGAUUGGGCCGGCUGAGUCGCAGGGCGCAUUUUUGAACCGCGUAGGGUUCUGGGUAACAGAGGCCUCGGAAGGGUCUUAACCGAAAAGGGGAAGGGGGAGGGGGUCGCGAACAAACGGCUGAGCUCACAAUCCCGGCCACUACCAGGCUGAAACGUCCCCCUCCCCCUAUGGAGACAGCCAGGCCUGAGCCACCGCCUCAGCCACCGCCUCAGCCGCGCCAACUGCCGCGGGCGACGCCUCUGCGCCCUUUGCGCCCCGCUCCACCCUUGCUGCUGGUAGAGGGGAUAACCUUUCGGGCAGGGGCCUCCGAUCCCUUGCCAUCGCUGCCUGCCCCGUUCGCGGCCGCCCUGGCCUCGUCCUGUGGGGAGGCUCCGGCGUCGGGCAUACAGCCCAGGACGCGGCGGCUGCUUCAGGUGAAGCCGGAGCAAGUGUUGCUGCUGCCCCAGGGGCCACUACUGUCUCAGGUCCAGGACGAGGGCCCCGCCGCCCCUCCCGCGCAGGCUCAGGCGCGGCUGCUGCAGCUGAGACCCGAGCUGCUGCUGUUGCCACCGCCCAUGUCGGAAGGCGCCCACUACAGGCCCAAGCUGCUCCCAGUGCAGCCCCAGGAGCCACAGGUCAAGGCCCAGAAGGCAGAGCUGGGCCCCGGCUUGGACCCGUCGGUGGGACCUCGGAGGGCCGUCGAGGCUGGUCCUCGAACCUCCAGGGCAGCCAAGGUGGACAGCUCCGGGCCGGCCCUCUAUAGCCACAGAGGGGAUGAGAAGAAGGGCAAGCUGGGGGCAGAGGAGGUCAUGAGGGAUGCGGCGACGGGCCCCGAGGGCAAAAGUGUGGCCGCUGUCGGGGACAGAGCCAUCAAAGCCGAGGAUCCUGAAGGACUCCGUGAGGACUGCAGGCAGAGGACGGAGCCUGCGUCCAAUGGCCCGGUCCAUGGCAACAGCGCCUUUGGGCUGCAACAGCAAGACCUCAGGAUCCCUUUGACCCUCCACUCCGUGCCCCCGGGGACCAGGAUCCAGUUUCAGGGACCUCCAUCUUCAGAUCUGAUACGGUUGGCCAAGGUCCCCCUGACACCAGUGCCUAUUAAAAUGCAAUCCUUACUGGAACCAUCUGUAAAAAUUGAAACCAAAGAUGUCCCACUCACCGUGCUUCCGUCAGACGCAGGAAUACCAGAUACUCCCUUCAGUAAGGACAGAAAUGGUCAUGUGAAGCGACCCAUGAAUGCAUUUAUGGUUUGGGCGAGGAUCCACCGGCCAGCACUAGCCAAAGCUAACCCGGCCGCCAACAAUGCAGAAAUCAGUGUCCAGCUUGGGUUAGAGUGGAACAAACUUAGUGAAGAGCAAAAAAAACCUUAUUAUGAUGAAGCACAAAAGAUUAAAGAAAAGCACAGAGAGGAAUUUCCUGGUUGGGUUUAUCAGCCUCGUGCAGGGAAGCGAAAACGCUUCCCGCUAAAUGUUUCCAGUGUAUUUUCUGGUACCACACAGAAUAUUAUCUCUACAAAUUCUACAAAAAUUUAUCCUUAUCAUUCACCUACCUACUCUGUGGUAAUUCCCAGCCUACAGAACACCGUCACUCAUCCAGUUGGUGAAGCCCCACCUGCCAUCCAGCUGCCCCCACCUACAGUCCAGAGCCCAAACCCCAUCACACUUUUCCAGCCCAGUGUCUCCAGUAAUGCCCAGGUGGCCAUCCAGGCUCCAAGUCUGCCACUGUGCCCGGCAAUUCCACCUCAGUGCUUUCCUGGGCCUUCCCAAGCCAACACAAAUCUGCAGCCUUCUGGACCCAGUCACUCUGUGAAGAGACCCACUCCUGUCCCUCUCGAGAGCAGCAACAGUAUUUCAACCAGCGCAAGUACUGUCAAUGCCAGAUUUGCAGCCCCAACCAUUCAACCUCCCAAGGAGUACUCCGGUGUUUCCACAUGUCCCAGAAGUGCUCCCAUCCCCCAGGCUUCUCCCAUUCCACAUUCACAUGUCUACCACCCACCUCCCCUUGGCCAUCCAGCCACACUGUUUGGGAUGCCACCACGAUUCUCUUUCCAUCACCCUUACUUCCUACCUGGACCUCACUACUUCCCAUCAAGGUCCAUGACAGACAUUACCAGUCAGUCACCGAGCUCCUGCAUUCCAUCAAACAUCCCUUAUCACAGACAUGGUUCAGGGAGUCCCUAAAAUGACAUGGAGUUGUACUCAAGGACCAGAACCUCUGUAAUGGACAAAAUCAUCAUUAAAUAUGGUUAUUUCUGGAUGGCACCAACAGUUUAAUAGUUACAGCUGAUUGUGAGGAAAUUUCCAGUUCCAGUGAUAUGCGGCUUUUUCAUUCAACAGAGUUAAAAUCUUGUUCUAAAGAGGACCUAGAGUUCCACAUUAAGAAACAACGGAAUGGGCCAGAGUAUUGAUACUGAUCAAUAAGCUUCAAGAGGUGGGAAGGAAUUAAUGGGCUUAGAGGUCCUUGGAGACUCUCCCUAAAUCAAGUGCACAGGUAUCUGCAGCAGCAGUUUUUUAUUCUCUGUGUGCCUGUGCCUUUCACUAUUUCUUGUUUUAAACCCAUGGUUCCAUCUA